AUGUCGGAAAAACUAUGCGACAAACACGACGGCAGUCGCGGCCAAAAAGUCUUCCGCAUCGUCGCCGUGUUUGUCCUCGUCGUCGUGCUCGCCACCAUUCUCAUCGCUUUGACCGCCCUCCGGCCCACGAAGCCCACAUUCACCCUCGAGGACGCCACCGUCUUCAAGCUCAACAUCUCGGCCCCCAACGUCGUCUCGACCACCAUCCAAGUCACCGUGUCGGCCCGCAACCCAAACUCCAAAAUCGGCAUCUAUUACGAGUCCCUCCACGCGUACGCCGCCUACCGUGGCCAGCAGGUCACCUACUUCACGGCAAUCCCGCCGGCCUACCAGGGCCACAGGGGUGUCGACAUCUGGUCACCGUUCAUCUACGGAGCCGACGUCCCAGUGGCACCGUACAACGGGCUUGCCCUAGCUCGAGAUAUGGUUGACGGGGCAAUCCCACUCACCGUCAAGGUCAAUGGCCAGGUCAAGUGGCGGGUCGGGACGGUCGUGACGGGCAGGUACCACCUACACGUCACAUGCCCGGCAGUCAUCCCGAUUGGGAAUAGAAAUAAUGUUGGGAUUGUGGUCGGGAGUGCGAUCAAGUAUCAGCUCUCGCAGAGCUGUAGUGUCAGUGUCUGA
Molecule: messenger RNA, 624 nt
Organism: Striga asiatica
Lineage: Eukaryota; Viridiplantae; Streptophyta; Magnoliopsida; Lamiales; Orobanchaceae
Source: the annotation of a GenBank genome assembly